Messenger RNA from Pseudoliparis swirei, 2101 nucleotides. RefSeq names its product V-set and transmembrane domain containing 2B (gene vstm2b). Lineage: Eukaryota; Metazoa; Chordata; Actinopteri; Perciformes; Liparidae. Bases 473 to 1291 code for a protein of 272 amino acids. The transcript has 5 exons. The record is from RefSeq and is a predicted model, not a curated record.
GGAAGGCUCCAGGUUGGUGACAGCUGCCAGACCAGAGCAGGGGAGCUGCACACACGGGCAAGGGACAAGCGAGGGUCGGUCAUCAUCUCGGAGGAUCGGUUAUGUGUUGGGUGGUGGCGAGGAGCCCGCGAGAGCUUUCCUUCACCGGGGGAGCGGGGUGAUGAUGAGGAAGAGCAGCUUUUUGCCGCUGACCGGGAAGUUGGGGAAUAACGGAGCCGACGCUUUCACUGAUGGAUUCCUCUGAUUCGUUUACAGAACAACAUUGGACAACUCCAAUUCUUCUUGCUUGUGACGCCGACAUGUGGGUUUAAUUAUGCCCGAGCUCACCUUCGGAUCGUACACGUCCAUGCUCCAUCCUCUGGAUCGCGCUUCUACUAUGCCCAUAUUUGGAGUUAUUUGAGGAGCAGUUAACUGGACUCAACACAUCCAAGUCCGAUGACCGUCUGAUGUCCGUGACGAGCCUCACUGUGACAUGGAAAAAUCGGGACUGUACAGCCUCCUGUAUUACUUCAUUCUCAAUUCUUCCUUUAUGAUUUGUGCAAAUGCGGCAUUUACUGAAGUCCCUAAAGAUGUGAAUGUGGGGGAGGGAGAGGAUGUGGAGAUGCCCUGCGCCUUCAAGGCUGUCAGCUCGGCGCCCAUAUCUUUGGAGAUCCAGUGGUGGUACCUGAAGGAGGACGUGCCUCAACAACUGCCUCAUGAGCUGCAGAUCAGUGCCCCGGCCAACCGAGCCAAGGUCGUUCCAAGGGAAGCCACAAAAAUAAGUACGGUGCGCGUUCAGGGAAACGCCAUCUCCCACCACCUCAGCCUGUCCAAGGUGAAGAAGCAAGAAGAGGGGAUGUACGAGUGCCGCGUGUCCGACCUGUGGGCCGACGAGGCUCAGGAAUUUACGGUUCACGCCGCACUGCACGUCACGAUGGCCGACAGCAUGGUGGCCGAAGAGGCCGUGUCGCACAUCCAGAACCGCUGGCCCCUGAGGAAUACCAACACGGGGCUGGCGGGGGAUGGAGCAGGGAGGGCCACCUCGGAGCCCGGCCAGGGGCUGGCUGGAGGGCAAAGGUCAGGGCAGGGGAAGCACCGGGUGCCUCAGCAGGCCCAGCCCGGCCUCCUCCCGUCCAUCUCGUCCGCCACCACCUUGGUGGCCAAGUCGUCAGCCUCGCCGCUGCCAGGGAACGCAGCCAUCCUCAGGCUGCAGCUCGGAGCUGGUUGCGGUGUGAUCACCACCAUGGACCCCCUCCUCUGCAUCGCUCUAUUGUUCCUGCAUAAACUCCUUCCUUUCCUAUUGGCCCACUGAAGAGACUUCAACCAAAAUUUAAGCCGACAUGCAACGUUCUCACGAUACCAAAAAGAUAAAUAAAACAAGCAGCAGUCAGUAGAGAAAGCUCACAUUAAACCGAUGUAUGCCGUUGAAACAAAUCCCUGCGGGGACUGCAGAAGAGACCGAGAUUAACAGAAGAGAUUACAAAUCUGAUGAGAGGGGCGCUUCUCCGACUUGUAACAGAGAAGGAAGCUCAGUGACUGGAGCGAGCAGAGGGUGGAGAAGAGGAAGGUGCUGACGGGGAACGAUGGGAGUGUCACUACUGAUCCAGCGUGGCCACAUGAAGCGCUGCCUUUAGGCUACUCAGCACCUGCUUCAUGCAUGGCCCUCCUCAAACAUUCCACAUUGCAGCAUUUCCACUGUGAAUUCCAUCAACUUAACACAAAUCACUUCGUCCUACUGCUGAUUUUUAUUUGUUCUAUGGAAAACAUACGACUCCUUGUUUUUCAUUGGAUAGGGCGAUUUGAUCAGCAUGAUAAAUUAGGUAUUGUUCUGUCGCCAUGUGACGUGUCUUUAUUAUACAGAACUACCAUUCAUCCAGUGUGUCGGUCUGAUGUAUGCCAUGUCCACCCCCGUCCUAAACUCACACACUUACUGUUCUUCUGAUAGCUGUGUUCAAUAAUGUAAUCAACAAGUUGAUAUGUUUUGAUUGAGAUAAGGCACAUCUUACCAGUGUUGUUGUUAAUCACAUCCAAUAAUGUUUAUUUUUACGAAAUAUAUGGUGAUCAAAGUGAGACAAGUCAUUUCUGAGACAAAAAUGAAGAUAUAUUAAAUCUGUGUAUCAUU